GAAACAAAUGGGUCCAAACAUUUUCUCUGGCUCAAGGGUUUAACAAGCCCAAAGUUUUUAGAACUCGAAAUUCUGCAGCUACUGUCUUCUGCUCUGCAGUUUCCUCAUCGGAGAAGAAAACUAACGAUUCCUAGGAGGAAUAUGUCGACUGCGGCUCAGUCGUUCAAUGGCAAUCUCAAGAAAGCACUUGCUGGGUUGCGACGUAUCAAUUUGGAAGGUUUGAGAUGGAGGGUUUUUGAUGCAAAAGGACAGGUGUUGGGAAGACUAGCAUCACAGAUAUCAACUGUGGUUCAGGGCAAGGACAAGCCUACUUAUACGCCCAAUCGGGAUGAAGGGGAUAUGUGCAUUGUUAUUAAUGCAAAAGAUGUAUGUGUCACUGGGAGGAAAAUGACUGAUAAGUUUUAUCGUUGGCACACAGGGUACAUUGGCCACCUCAAGGAAAGGAGUUUGAAAGAUCAGAUGGCCAAGGAUCCCACAGAAGUUAUUCGCAAAGCUGUGCUACGUAUGCUUCCUAGAAACAAAUUACGUGAUGAUCGAGACAGAAAAUUGAGGAUAUUUGCUGACAGCGAGCACCCUUUUGGUGAUCGGCCUCUUGAACCUUAUGUAAUGCCUGCAAGACAAGUGCGUGAAAUGCGGCCCCGUGCAAGACGAGCUAUGAUUCGAGCUCAGAAGAAAGCGGAACAACAAGAACAGGGUACCACAAAUACAAGAAAAGGCAAAAAGAGAGACGAGGCCGAAGCAGAACUUAGUGCAUGAAGGUAAUUUGCUUCCAGGUGGUCUGAGUUUUGUCUGGCUAUCAGCAUAUACACUGUUGCUUCAGUAUUUAAUGAACUCCAGGACUCUGGACUAAGUAUUAUGCUCUGGCUUAGGAAUUCAAUUAGAGAUGACUUCCAAUGACAGUGUGGAAAUGGUAUUUUACUUUCAUAAUUGGUUCCCUCUUUUUCACCGUGAUUUUGUAAUUGGAGGAUUUGGUCAGGAUAAGAAUCCUUUACUGGUUUACCCUUUGGAUUCA
Molecule: messenger RNA, 1012 nt
Organism: Sesamum indicum (sesame)
Lineage: Eukaryota; Viridiplantae; Streptophyta; Magnoliopsida; Lamiales; Pedaliaceae
Product: Ribosomal protein L13 family protein
Biological process (GO): translation; negative regulation of translation
Cellular component (GO): mitochondrial large ribosomal subunit; ribosome
Molecular function (GO): structural constituent of ribosome; mRNA binding
Source: RefSeq, a predicted model, not a curated record